Molecule: messenger RNA, 2493 nt
Organism: Dichomitus squalens LYAD-421 SS1
Lineage: Eukaryota; Fungi; Basidiomycota; Agaricomycetes; Polyporales; Polyporaceae
Exons: 4
Coding region: 37-2418 (793 amino acids)
Biological process (GO): protein phosphorylation
Molecular function (GO): protein kinase activity
Source: RefSeq, a predicted model, not a curated record
GAACUCCUUCCCGAUUUCAUUGCUCCUGCAGAAACUAUGAAUCGGUGGCACCAGCUCCACAUAGGCAACUGGAUGGCCAAGUUCGCCCCUCCCAGCGAACCGCUAUCCGAGGAGAUCAGUACACGACUACGACAGCUCACCGAUGAGACGUACAAGAAGAACAAUAUCAGGUCGUUCAAAGAUAUCCGUAUUGAGUCCGACAUGCACAAACCAUUUACCGGUCUCAUACAGGCGAUUUUGACAGAGUUCGAGUCGAAAGACAUCGUAGCUCUGGAUACAUCCGUUCACGAAGACGACGACAAUAAGAAAACGACGAUUCCCGACGGCGGCAUUUACCGCGCCAGCAACGAGGCGCGGCGUGCCACCAAGCUCCUCCCCGCUCGCCUGAGGAACAGAGAGAUGCAGCCUGAGCCGAAGGAGGAGCGCCUCGACCAGGCCGUGCGACGCUCUUGGCACUGGGUGAACACGAUCAUCGAGGGGAAGGGGAGUCCUGAUCGGUGCGCUUUUGACUUUAGAAGGCACAGAGAAGCCUUCCUUCGUGAGUCGGAGGAGGGUAGGGCCGCGCUCGAACAGCUUGCCGAGUAUAUGGCUCACGUGUUCAAAUACCAACAUCGCACUUUCGCCUACGCCAUCUACUUCUUCCGUAACAAGGCCCGUCUCAUAUACUUCGAUCGCACCGGCGCCGCUGUCUCCGAUUGGUGCGAUUUUGAGAAGGAUCUCUACCUGCAGGAGUUCGUGUACAGGCUCGCAAAGGCUGGAGACGCAGAGCGCGGAUACGAUCCCACGGCCACGCUUAUGUCCCCCGAUUCGCAGGAGGUGCAGGACUUCCUCGGUUGGGACAAUGCCAAGCUUCCGCUAUUCCGACAGUGGGUCAAGCAAGCUACUGAGAGGUCCUGUCCCAUCUACAAGCUGGAGGUCACAUCGGAGACGCGAGACGCUUCCGGAGAGGUGCAUACAGCGCGUCGCUACUUCCUCGUCGGUCGUCCUCACGCUUGCGGCGAGGCACUGGUCGGUCGUUGCACUCGGGGAUACAUCGCGUUCAACCUCGCUGAGAAGACUCUGUGCUUCCUGAAGGACUCGUGGCGUGCCGUCGUCCCCGGUCGUACUCGCCCAGAGCAUGAAGUAUACCAGCGUCUGUACGCGAGACUCAAAGCUUCAGGCUGUUCCACAGACGGCUUACCUACUUUGCUCUGCGGUGGCGACGUCGGUGGUCAUGAGGCCCAGAAGACUCGCGUGCAUUCGGAAAUCACGCAAGCGCAGCCUGUCCCUCGAGCCCACCAUCGCUUGGUCCUAUGUGAAGUAGGUCUUCCCCUGGAAAAGUUCGGCGACUUUCACAGUCUCGUACAGUUAAUGAGACAAGCUGUUGACACGCAUGCCGACGCCUGGAAGCAUGCGGGCGUCCUUCACCGUGAUAUCAGCGUCUCGAACAUUCUUAUCAAGUAUGAUAUGGAACGUGGUCGAGCUGUGGGUUCGAUGCUUUGCGACUGGGAUCUCAGCAAGUAUAAGGAGGAGUUGGUGUUGGAACCGACUCAACCGGACCGCACUGGAACGUGGGCGUUCAAGUCCGCUCUAUCCCUACUUUUCCCUUGGAAACGAUACGAACUGUCCGACGACAUCGAAUCCUUCGUGCACGUUUUACAUUAUCUCAUCCUCAGGUAUCAUCGUACCGACCUCGCCCCGACUCUCGAGACUUUCUUCAACGACUACUUCGGGUUUCACAGGGUCCAUGGUGACAUCCAAUAUGGUGGUUUUAUGAAAUGGCGCCUUUUCGAUCACGACGCCGUCAAAACUCCGUACCGCGUCGUGUCCGACCAUCCUCUGCAAAGCCUUGUGAAUGGCCUAGCUGUCUUGUGCCACAACCAAUAUCAGCUCAAGCGCCCAUUCGUCGAAGAAAUGACUGCGGAAUACGAGCAUCCCUUCCUGGCGGGGCCGGACCCUGUUUCACCUUCCGCCAGCGGAGGCGUCUCUCUGGAUUACUUGGGGCGCUACGAAAAGCUUGAGGAGAAUCCAGGGACGGGUGUCCAGGCGUUGUCUUCCCAACCCGCCUCAGUGUCGUCACCGAGUAGCUCCCCCGGGGGGAAUUUGGAGACGCAUAAGGACCUCAUCCUGCUGCUGGGGCGUGUCAACAGUCUCUAUCUGAGAUUGUCGGCGUCCGCUGCAAAGAGCGAUCAACAAAGGGACCAGUUCGAUUUCCAGCGUCGCGAGAGCAACACAUCGAAAUUCAAGUCGAAUUUCUCGACGUCCGAGCACUUCGAUCUGGCGCCAUCUGGACCUUCCAGUGCCUCGAAACGCGUUCGCAAAGGUGUGCGAGGUACCACGGGAAAGCAACGCAAGCGGAGAAAGGGUGGUGAUGCCCGGGACGACGAUAACUCAUCAGGCCGCGACAGUGGUGCGUCAGGCUCGGGGGAGGACGAGUGAUGGUUAGGCACCUUGCACACGCUAUCUUCGUUCAUGUAUGCAUAUGGUAGAGAUUUCAGCAAUCGUGAUCACCAG